UAAGUAGAUCAUACAUGACCUGCCCACCUAACCUGGCGGCCGAAUCUGUAGUGCGUCACUGUUCAUCGCCAACAACAACAACCACGCAGCUCUGCUUUAAACGCCUUCUCCUUUUCGGCGGACUUUCCCACUCUCUCUCCUUUCUCUUUUAUAUAUAAUAAACAUCCCAUUCCGUCCGCUGCUCCGUUGCUGUGGCGCCUUCCGCCGCCACCAAGGCGUCCAAGGAAUACAAGUUGAAGUCGGUCAAGGCCCGGCAGAUCAUCGACAGCAGAGGCAAUCCCACGGUCGAGGUUGACCUCGUUACUGAUGAUCUCUACCGAUCCGCUGUCCCCAGUGGGGCCUCCACUGGGAUCUACGAGGCUUUGGAGCUCAGAGAUGGGGAUAAAAGCGUUUAUGGAGGUAAAGGCGUGCUUACUGCUGUCAAGAACAUCAAUGACAUCUUGGCUCCAAAGCUCGUCGGCGUCGAUGUCAGAAAUCAAGAAGAUGUUGAUGCAAUUAUGCUGGAAAUUGAUGGAACCACGAACAAGUCAAAACUUGGGGCAAAUGCUAUUCUAGGAGUUUCUUUGAGCGUAUGCAGAGCUGGUGCUGGCGCCAAGGGACUACCGUUAUAUAGGCACAUCCAAGAAUUAUCAGGCACAAAGGAGCUUGUUAUGCCAGUUCCUGCUUUUAAUGUUAUAAAUGGGGGUAGCCAUGCUGGUAAUAAUUUAGCCAUGCAAGAAUUUAUGAUCUUACCAGUAGGUGCUACAUCUUUUGCUGAGGCACUUCGCAUGGGAAGUGAAGUUUAUCACAUACUGAAGGGAAUUAUUAAAGCUAAAUAUGGCCAAGAUGCUUGUAAUGUUGGAGAUGAGGGUGGGUUUGCUCCAAAUGUUCAAGAUAAUAGAGAGGGACUGGUAUUGCUAAUUGAUGCCAUUGAAAAGGCUGGUUAUACAGGAAAGAUCAAAAUAGGAAUGGAUGUUGCAGCUUCAGAGUUUUUCACUAAAGAUGGAAAAUAUGAUCUGAACUUCAAGAAACAGCCAAAUGAUGGAGCUCAUGUUCACUCAGCUCAUGGCCUCGGCGAACUCUAUAAACAGUUCAUCAAAGAUUUUCCUAUUGUUUCCAUCGAGGACCCAUUUGACCAAGAUGAUUGGAGUUCCUGGUCUUCCCUACAAUCUUCUGUUGAUAUCCAACUUGUAGGAGAUGACUUGUUGGUUACAAAUCCAAAGAGAAUAGCGGAAGCCAUUCAUAAAAAGGCUUGUACUGCUUUACUUCUGAAGGUGAACCAGAUUGGAUCAGUAACAGAAUCAAUUCAAGCUGCUCUUGAUUCAAAGGCUGCUGGUUGGGGUGUGAUGGUCAGCCACCGAAGUGGUGAAACUGAAGAUAAUUUUAUUGCUGAUCUUUCUGUUGGCUUGGCUAGUGGACAGAUCAAGACUGGAGCUCCAUGCCGGAGUGAACGGUUAGCCAAAUAUAAUCAGCUUCUUCGCAUUGAAGAAGAACUUGGCAGCGUUCGCUAUGCUGGCGAGUCUUUCAGAUCGCCCUAGGAGGUAGAAAAUUCAAGGGGACAGGAAUAAUGUACCAAAUUAGGCUGGAGGUGGGCUUGAUAUAGAGAAAUAUAGAGGAUUUCUGGAGAAACAAUAUGCAGAAGUUUCUUGUGCGACGUGUUCGGAUUGACACAUUACACAAUUGAAUCGAGUGUUACCACGAGAGGAUUUAAAUUUUUGUUUUGAACUAUCCAUGGAAAUGUUUGUUACAAAGUAAUGCAGUUUUCUGUCUUUUCUGAUA
Molecule: messenger RNA, 1758 nt
Organism: Momordica charantia (bitter melon)
Lineage: Eukaryota; Viridiplantae; Streptophyta; Magnoliopsida; Cucurbitales; Cucurbitaceae
Gene: ENO1
Product: enolase 1
Biological process (GO): glycolytic process
Cellular component (GO): phosphopyruvate hydratase complex
Molecular function (GO): phosphopyruvate hydratase activity; magnesium ion binding
Source: RefSeq, a predicted model, not a curated record